Molecule: messenger RNA, 1874 nt
Organism: Orycteropus afer afer
Lineage: Eukaryota; Metazoa; Chordata; Mammalia; Tubulidentata; Orycteropodidae
Gene: CAMKV
Product: CaM kinase like vesicle associated
Biological process (GO): peptidyl-serine phosphorylation
Cellular component (GO): intracellular anatomical structure
Molecular function (GO): ATP binding; calcium/calmodulin-dependent protein kinase activity; calmodulin binding
Source: RefSeq, a predicted model, not a curated record
AGCGGCGGGCGAUGCUAGAGGUUCGCGAGCCCGAGCGGCUGCAGCUGGCGCCGCGUCUGCCCCGCGUGCCCCGAGUGGAUUCUGCCCGCCGCCCCCGGAGCGCCUGGCGCCCCGCUGAGCCCGCGGUCGCUUCCUCCCCGUGACGGACCGUCGCUGCAGCUCAGGGCCUGGCAAUGCCGUUUGGGUGUGUGACUCUGGGUGACAAGAAGAAUUAUAACCAGCCAUCAGAGGUGACUGACAGAUAUGAUUUGGGACAGGUCAUCAAAACUGAGGAGUUUUGUGAAAUCUUCCGGGCCAAGGACAAAACAACAGGCAAGUUGCACACCUGCAAGAAAUUCCAGAAGCGGGAUGGCCGUAAGGUGCGGAAGGCAGCCAAGAAUGAGAUAGGCAUCCUCAAGAUGGUGAAGCACCCCAACAUCCUGCAACUGGUGGAUGUGUUUGUGACCCGCAAGGAGUACUUCAUUUUCUUGGAGCUGGCCACGGGGAGGGAAGUGUUUGACUGGAUCCUGGACCAGGGCUACUACUCGGAGCGAGACACAAGCAACGUGGUGCGGCAGGUCCUGGAGGCUGUGGCCUACCUGCACUCACUCAAGAUCGUACACAGGAACCUCAAGCUGGAGAACCUGGUUUACUAUAACCGGCUGAAGAACUCGAAGAUCGUCAUCAGUGACUUCCAUCUGGCCAAGCUGGAGAAUGGCCUCAUCAAGGACCCCUGUGGGACCCCCGAGUAUCUGGCCCCAGAGGUGGUGGGCCGGCAGCGAUACGGACGCCCUGUGGACUGCUGGGCCAUUGGAGUCAUCAUGUACAUCCUGCUUUCAGGGAACCCACCCUUCUAUGAAGAGGUAGAAGAAGAUGAUUAUGAGAACCAUGACAAGAAUCUCUUCCGCAAGAUCCUGGCUGGCGACUAUGAGUUUGACUCUCCUUACUGGGAUGACAUUUCACAGGCGGCCAAAGACCUGGUCACUCGGCUGAUGGAGGUAGAGCAAGACCAGCGGAUCACCGCAGAGGAGGCCAUCUCCCAUGAAUGGAUUUCUGGCAAUGCUGCUUCUGACAAGAACAUUAAGGAUGGUGUCUGUGCCCAGAUUGAAAAGAACUUUGCCAGGGCCAAGUGGAAGAAGGCUGUCCGAGUGACCACCCUCAUGAAACGGCUCCGGGCACCGGAGCAGUCCAGCACUGCUGCAGCCCAGUCUGCCCCAGCCACAGAUACUGCCACCCCUGGGGCUGCAGACCGUAGUGCCACCCCAGCCACAGAUGGCAGUGCCACUGAUGGGAGCAUUACCCCAGCCACAGAUGGGAGCAUCACUCCAGCCACUGAUGGGAGUGUCACCCCAGCCACUGACAGGAGUGCCACUCCAGCCACUGAUGGGAGAGCCACACCAGCCACAGAAGAGGGCCCCAUGCCCACCACCCAAAGCAGUGCCACAUCGGCCCCCAAGUUAGCUGCCACCCCUGAGCCGGCUCUGGCCCAGCCGGACAGCACAGCCCCAGAGAGUGCAACAGGCCAGGCCGUACCCUCUAGUAAGGGGGAAGAGGCUGCUGGCUGUGCCCAGGCAUCUCAAAGGAAGGAGACCAGCUGAGUGGGCAGGCUGGUGGUUGGGAAGGUGGGGGAUGGCAGGAGGGUGGGAGAGUGGAUGGGGGCUUCUCACUGUACAUAGUCACUGGCAUGAUGCCCCCUUCCCUGACCUGCCCCUCUGCCCCUGAGUGUGGGGCAUACCCUGCAGCCACGGGAAAGCAGUUUCGUCUCCCGUGUGUAUGUAUGUGAGUGGUGGGCAGGCCAGAGGCAGGGUGGGCCCCAGCCCCUGCAUGGAUUCUUUGUGGCUUUUCAGUCUUUUGCUAGCUUCACCAGUUUUCUGUUCCUUGUGGGAUGCUGCUCU